Sodiomyces alkalinus F11 is the source of this 420-nucleotide messenger RNA. RefSeq lists its product as hypothetical. The coding region runs from base 1 to 420 and encodes 139 amino acids. The transcript is spliced from 6 exons. Lineage: Eukaryota; Fungi; Ascomycota; Sordariomycetes; Glomerellales; Plectosphaerellaceae. The record is from RefSeq and is a predicted model, not a curated record.
AUGUUCAAUAUUCAUUCUGCACGACAGCGUCUCAGACGAAAUAUCAUGUUGGUUUUUGGCAUGGACAGGUACUCUCUCGUGGCACAUAUUCACAUUCGGUUGAUCCAGGCACUGCAAUCCCGUACUUCGUUUCCAUCUCUUCACAACAGCAUGCGGACUGACUCUUCAUCCUCGAAUAUGACCGGCAAUACCGGGAUGGGAGUUUCGCGCGAGAUGAGUCCGAGUCAAGAGAUGAAGCUUUCCACGGGGAAGGGCACAGGCGAAAGAAUACAGAAAGGGAUCAAGACGGGAGCGGGAAAGAGACAGCAAGGACUGAGGGACCCCCUUUCUCGUGGUAUUGCAGGCAAAUCUGAACAAACCAGCCAGCCGCCUGGUAUCCGCUUGGGAACCAACCCAGGGUCAAACGACGGGGCCAACUGA